Molecule: messenger RNA, 5224 nt
Organism: Pygocentrus nattereri (red-bellied piranha)
Lineage: Eukaryota; Metazoa; Chordata; Actinopteri; Characiformes; Serrasalmidae
Gene: nfe2l1b
Product: nuclear factor, erythroid 2-like 1b
Exons: 6
Coding region: 507-2909 (800 amino acids)
Biological process (GO): regulation of transcription by RNA polymerase II
Cellular component (GO): nucleus
Molecular function (GO): DNA-binding transcription factor activity, RNA polymerase II-specific; RNA polymerase II cis-regulatory region sequence-specific DNA binding
Source: RefSeq, a predicted model, not a curated record
GCGUGCUCCUCCAGCGGGGAACUUGUCGGCGAGGGGGGAAAUUUUGCAAGUCAUGGUGGGCCAUCCAAGACGAGCGGGCUAUGACAACAUUAGGGAAAUCUAUGGACAAGAAGUUGCUUUUUGCUGAUGUGAUUAAGGAAUGCUAUUAAUGUGUAACAUCCAGGCGCUGACAUCUUUGUAUCAGUAAUCUCUUCAAAUCGGAAAAGCUUUGAGAGACUGAAAACUAAAUGGUGGAUCCAGGUGUCUGCUUGAUAGAGUAGACAUUCGCCGCUGAGGGCAUAGGAACCGUCAUUCAUUUUCCUUUAGAUUUUUUUGUUGCCUAUGUGUAACAGGCCAAUGUCUGUGUGAAAACAGGAAAUAAUCUUUUUUUAUUGUGUCUUCUUUACAUUUUUAUUCCUCUUAUGGAUUAUACAAAACACUGACUGCAAGUGUUCCAGCCUUACCCUUGUUUGUGUUAGAUUUUUGUUUUUGUUUUUUGUUUUCAUUUUUGUUUCCUUUGCAAAGAAAUGCUUUACCUGAAAAAGUACUUCACAGAGGGUCUGAUUCAGUUCACUAUCCUCCUGAGUCUCAUUGGGGUGCGGGUGGACGUGGACACCUACUUAAGCAAUCAGCUUCCCCCGCUCCGUGAAAUUAUCCUGGGCCCUAGCUCAGCCUACACCCAGACGCAGUUCCACAACCUCCGCAACACCCUGGACGGCUAUGGCAUCCAUCCAAAAAGUGUGGACCUGGACCACUUUUUUGCCAUUCGUCAGCUACUGAACCAGGUGCACUCUCUAGAUCACCUGCGCGUGCCCAGUACUGAGCUGAGUGCUUGGUUGGUGCACCGUGACCCAGAGACUGUGGUGUCUGCAACCAGCCAGUCCGGUCCCAGCAUUGCCCUGGACAAUGGGGGUAGUCUGGAGGAUGUGAACAACCCUGAAGCCUCGGCCAUGAGAGGGGCCGGCAGUGCUUCUGAGUCGACCUACAGCCUUAGUGGAGAGGACAGUUUGGGUGCAGUGGCACCUGAGAACAGCCAGGAGCAAGCAGACAGAGAGGAUAACGAUGAUCUUUCUAAAGAGGACAUAGACCUUAUAGAUAUCCUCUGGAGGCAGGAUAUUGACCUCGGGGCUGGACGGGAAGUGUUUAACUACAGCAACAGACAGAAGGAUGGUGAAGCAGAUAAGCCUAAUGAGGAGCACGAGGAGGCAAGUGUACGAGAGGACUGGAGAAAUGGAAUCAAUCUGCAGGAGGGUCAGAGCUUGACUGUUGUGGAUGGAGAGACUGGAGAGAGCAUACCUGAACAGCUCUCCAGCCUUGGUGCACAGACCUCAAUGUCCCUGCAAGAAUGCCUGAGGCUUCUAGAGGCCACUUUCCCUUUUGGAGAGGAAUCAGAGUUCCAGGCUACAGAUGCUGCCCCUCAGCUGAGCGGUUCAACUGAAGAUGUUCCUUCAACAUCUCAGAGGCUUCCGUUGCCAGACUCUUUACCCCAAUCUGACGUACCACUGGAUCUGGAACAGCAAUGGCAGGAUAUUAUGGCUAUCAUGGAACUGCAGGACAUGGACGUGAAUAAUACAGCAGAGAACAGCACCCUAAACAGCCAAAAUAACACUGGUCCUAAUACCACAGAAUCAGGCACAGUGGCAAAUUUUGGUCUUUCGCGAUCCAGUCUCAUCAACCAGGAUGUGAGCCUCCACCAGGCCUCUCUCCCAAGCUGUAGCCAGGAUCUUCCCUCUCUUUUCAACCCAGAACUUGAUCCCUCUGCAGGGCAGCGACCUGCCCUGCUUAGGCUUGCAUCCAGCAAUUCGUCUAACAUCAACUCAACAUUUGGAGCCACUAACCUUACUGGUCUCUUCUUGCCACCGCUUCUCAACAGCACCAGUAACCUAACCUCCACCCCAGUGUUGCCUGAUCCCUUUACCAGCCUGUUAGAGGAAUCCAUGCUGGAUGAAAUUAGCCUGCUCGACCUUGCCAUGGAAGAAGGGUUUAGCCAGGCCCAAGCCUCUCAGCUGGAACAUGAGCUUGAUUCAGACUCGGGUCUCUCUUUGGACUCUGGCCACAGCCCAGUCUCUCCCAGCAACUCGGAGACAUCCUGUUCCUCAGCUGCCUCAACCUCCUCCACUUCUGCCACUUUCUCAGAGGAAGGGGCAGUGGGAUACAGUACAGAUUCAGAAGCGGCCACAGCUGAAGCAGAGGAGGGAGCUGUCGGAGGCUACCAGCCAGAGUACAGCAAGCUGUGUCGCAUGAGCUACCAAGAUCCCUCUCAUUUCCAUGGCUUACCACAGAUGGACAGCAUUAAUCACAACCACACCUACAAUCUACCACUGGCAUCAUCAUCAUAUCCUGAGCAUUCUCAGUUGCUGGGAUCCUGCAGUAAAAAGGGCAGAGACAAGCAACUGCAACAAACAAAACUGCAGCCACCACGGGAUUUCAUCGACAAGCAAUCCAGUCGUGAUGAACGUCGGGCCAGGGCUAUGAAGAUUCCCUUUUCCAAUGAUAAAAUUGUUAACCUUCCUGUGGAGGAGUUCAACGAGCUCCUGUCGAAGCACCAUCUCAGCGAGGCCCAACUUUCCCUUAUUCGUGAUAUCCGGAGGCGUGGAAAAAACAAAAUGGCUGCACAGAACUGUCGCAAACGCAAGCUGGAUACCAUCAUCAACCUUGAAAAAGGUGUGCAGGAUCUGCGGCGUGACAAGGCACGGCUGCUGAAGGAGAAGGUGGAGUACCUGCGCUGUAUCAGACAGAUGAAGCAGAAGGUGGAGAGCCUUUCUCAGGAAGUAUUGAGCCAGCUGCGUGAUGAAGAAGGCAGACCUUACCCUGCCAGCGAGUAUUCCCUACAGUACGGUACUGAUGGUAGUGUUCUCAUCAUGCCUCGCAGCAUGGCUGCAGAGGAAGGCCGUAAGCCUGACAAGAAACAGAAGGACAAAAAGAAGUGAGAAGCUUGACCUGCUUUGUUCUUUUGUUGCAAAAGGCCCCACCACACAAAAAAAAGAUUUUUAAAAGGUGGAAGAAAUAUGUCCUUUUUUCUUUGAGAAGAUUCUAGCAAGGAAAAGAAAAUUGCACUGUCGGUUACUAUUCCUGCAUUAGGUUUUCUUCCUUUUUCUUUCUUUGGUUCAGAAGUUUUCUCCAGAAAACAAAUUUGAAGAAGUGCUUUUUAAGUACUGAUUAUUCAUUGUUUUACUUGGAACACGAACAGAAUAAACAAAGAAUAGGAUAGGGCGGAUUGGUGGAAUCUAAAGAGAGUGAAAAAAGGUGAACCGCUACUAUGAAGGACACUGACAAAUGAGUAAUAAAGUGAAUAGAUUGAGGAAUCGACCUUAAUUUCAGCCAGGACCCCAGAAACAAAAUGAAUGUGGGCUUGUUGAGAAUCGUCAGCCUUGGCCUGUGGUGUCUGAGCAUACCCUGAUGGUAGUCCUGUGAUAGUCAUCUGAUGAUGAUGAUGAUGAUGAAGAAGAAGAAGGAAUUUCUUUCUGAAGAAGAAAAGUGGAGAAAAGCUGCAAGUUGGAACCUGAACGUUUGAAGUGUGGUAAAACCAAAGGCAAAAAGAAGCAUGCCAAUACUAACCAAAGGUGGUGUUGUGCAUUUCUCUUGUUCCUAAUUCCAUCAAUGUGGUUACUUGGUGCGUCUAAACCAAUGUAUUUUCAAUCACCCAUACAGGAAAAAAAUAAGCAACAAAAAUUUUUCAUUGGACACUUACAUGAAACCCAACUUAGGUUUACCUGGAUAUUAUGCCAAUUGUCAUGGAACUGGGAAAGUGUAAAAGAGCAGUGAAGAAGUCUGGAUUAAUCCUUGAAGACGGAAAUGAAAGCUGGAGGUACAGAGUAUAUACUGAGUAAGGAUGCACACUGCAUUACUAACAAGUCAAAUUCUGUGCUCUGCUCAAUGCUGUAAAUCAUCUCUGUGGCUUGGCUGUGAGCUCUCAGUCUUUAACAGUCCUUCCUCCUCUGCAGGUUUGAGAGUGAAAAUGCCCUCCUUGCAAGGCUUUCAUUGUUACCCUCCCAAGUCCAUAAACUUGAAUAAGCUGCAGGGCAUGUAGGCCUGAAUUCUGUCAAGAGUGUUUCACUUACUUUUUAAACCACUGGGUAAUGGCCAUUCUGAGGGAAAAAAUCUGUACAGAGUUAAGCUGAACUUCAGCUUCAGUCACCUGCUUUUUCAUUUCUGACUCAUUAUUGGACUGCUGUGUUGCUAAAGCAACAAGAGCUAACUACAAAUCACAUUCUUUCUGUUGCAGUGGUUACUUCUGGAAGAAUGAUUUCUGUUUUUGGAUGCGGUUUCUGUUUGAUUAUGAUAUGGACAAUGAACAAGAUACUCAUACUCUGAAAUCUAGAGAUCUAGCAACAGGUUUAGUUCACAUCAUUUAGAGCACAGUUCUGUAGUAGCUGCGUCCAAGAAGUCGACUGAUGUCAUGUAGAUGUGUGAGGUGAAUUAUUGUCAUUUUUUUCAUAAGCAUUUUUUUCUUUUUCAUGUGUAACUCCCCCUGGUAAAUCGUUUUAUUCUGGACACUACCAUCUUUUCCUGUUUAGAGGUGAAAGCUGCUUAGCAUGUACCACUGUCAAACUGGAUCAUGCUCAAAUGCAGCACAAAGAGAUGCUUUCGAACUAUCCAGGAGACUGGCAUAUUUGUGAAAUAUAAUCUCUGUAAAAGGGGAGUGCAAGCUUCUGCACUAAUAAGAAUGCAUAAUCUCCAUCAAAUAGGUGCAUCUUCAUAAUUCUCUCCUAUUUUCCAUUGCUCACAUUUUCACUGAGCACAUAUAGCCAUGUGGCACUGUCUGUGUCUGGUUUGGUGCAAAGUGCAAUAUGCAAGGGGGAAAAAAAAAGUAAUUUUGUCUCGAAAAUUGACAAGAAGGAGACAACCUUUAAGAUUAUUACUAGGUUUGGAGUAGAUCAAAUGGAAGAAAAUGCAUUAUUUAAAAAAAAUAAUGAUCAGGCAUGAAAAUCAUGCUUAAGAUACUUAGGUGACAAAUAUGUACUUAAAAUUCCUGGUCUUAUGCUAACACUACUUGUCGUGAUGCACUUUUUUAUGUCUUGUUUGUUUUGUAAAUAUGUUUAUGUUAUUUGUGUUGAUUUUAAGAAAAUUUUGUCUUUUUUGUUUUACCAGGCCUUAUUAACCCUGCUUUGAUUUUUUUUUUUCCUUGUUUAGUUUACUUUGAAAGAUUUGCUGGCAAUCUGGAAUUAUUCCUUUAUUGAUUAAUAAACGUUCUCUUUUUUUGUUUUUUUUUUUGUUUUGUUUUUUUUUUUAUUUUCAACAGUGA